GAGUGAACCACCUGUGUGUAUCCACCUGUUCACAUAUAACCAUCAUCAUCAUCAUUAACAUUGUAAUCUUCCUCCUCUUCUUAGAUGUCAUGGUGCCCUCCGUACCGUAGUUCUAAGUUCCGACACGUCUACGGUAAGGCCUCCACCAAAGACCACGGUUACCACGGAAUCCCCAUCACACACAGCGUCCACGACAACCACUACUGCUCCGUUAACCCGCGCUUCGUUGCCAUAGUAACGGAAUGCUCCGGGGGCGGUGCUUUCUUGGUCCUCUCCAUCCAUCACACUGGUAAAGUAGACCCCCAACACCCCAGGGUGUGUGGUCACAGUGCCAGGGUGUUGGAUGUCAAGUGGAACCCCUUUGAUGACCACUGCAUCGCCUCCUGCUCUGAGGACUGCACCGUAAAGCUAUGGGACAUCCCAGCCAACGGUCUCUAUCAGAACAUGACCCUCCCUCGGAAGGUGCUUCAGGGUCACAGUCGCAGAGUCAACCUGAUAGAAUGGCACCCUACUGCUCGGGAUCUACUGGUCAGCUCAGCCUACGACUACAAGGUGAUGGUCUGGGAUGUGUCAGUGUGUGACUCGGUGCUGAGGAACCCAGUAUGUGUUAUUUCUCUUCACACUGAGCUGGUUCUGUCCAUGUCCUUCAACAAUGACGGCAGCUCUCUAGCUACCACCAGCCUGGACAAGAAGAUCCGAGUCAUGGACCCACGUACUGGACGCCUCAUACAGGUGUCCAGCAGUAAACUCCACAGGGCCAAUAAGGUGGUGUUUAUAGGAGACCAGAACAUGCUGUUUUCUACUGGCAGCUCACCAUGGAACCAAAGACAGAUCACAUUAUGGGAUCAGGAUGAUCUGUCAGAGCCGCUGUCGGAGGAGGAGGUGGAUGGAGGUGCAGGAGUCCUCUUCCCAUUCUACGACCCUGAUACACACCUCCUCUACCUGGCUGGCAAGGGUGAUGGUAACAUCCGGUAUUAUGAGAUCAGUUCUGAGAAGCCCUACGGUAUUAUGAGAUCAUAUUACUCCCUACUGCCUCAGAAAGGAUUGGGGGUCAUGCCUAAGCGCGGUCUGGACGUGAGUUCCUGUGAGGUGUUCCGGUUCUACCGCUUGGUGACUGUUAAGGACCUGGUCGAACCGCUCUCCAUGAUCGUCCCUCGCAGGUCCCCAAAGACCUUCCAGGAUGACAUCUUCCCCAUGACAGCAGGCAACGAGGCGGCCCUGACGGCUCAACAGUGGCUCUCGGGGAUCAAUAGAGGCCCGGUGCUGAUGUGUCUGAAACCUGGCAGUAAGAUAGCCAACCCCUACCCUGAGACCCUACCCAGGAGGGGGCUGAGCAACUUCCAGAGUGGGGGACCAGGAGAGACAGGGUCCACGGAGCAGACCUUCCUCCAGGAGCAGCUGGCCUACCAGGACGCCAAGUACCCCAGGGAAGUGGCUGAUCUGUCGGGCUGGCAGCCAGACGAGACCCAGGCUCCGGGUUGGGCCUACACUCCCCACUGUUGUGAGCCCUCAGAGUGCCCUCCUCCCAGGACAGAGAGUGAGCUCCUUCAUGCAUUCUACAGACAACAAGAGGAGAUCAGGGGACUGAGAGACCAGCUCAACCAGAAAAAGGUCCAGAUCACACAGCUGGAACUGGAGAUCAAGAACACCAGAAAUAACAUGAGAGCCUCCUUCUGAAUGAUUCAACCAAUCACAUUAGAAGAGCCUUCUGAAUCAACCAAUCACAUGAGAGCCAUCUUCUGAAUGAUUCAACCAAUCACAUUAGAAGAGCCUUCUGAAUCAACCAAUCACAUGAGAGCCAUCUUCUGAAUGAUUCAACCAAUCACAUUAGAAGAGCCUUCUGAAUCAACCAAUCACAUGAGAGCCAUCUUCUGAAUGAUUCAACCAAUCACAUUAGAAGAGCCUUCUGAAUCAACCAAUCACAUGAGAGCCACCUUCUGAAUGAUUCAACCAAUCACAUUAGAAGAGCCUUCUGAAUCAACCAAUCACAUGAGAGCCACCUUCUGAAUGAUUCAACCAAUCACAUUAGAAGAGCCUUCUGAAUCAACCAAUCACAUGGUAGCAGUUUUGAAAUCAACCAAUCACAUGAGAGCCAUCUUCUGAUUCAACCAAUCACAUGAGCCACCUUCUGAUUCAACCAAUUUUUGUAUUUAUUAAGGUUCCCCAUUAGUUCCUACCAAGGCAGUACCUACUCUUCAUGGGGUCCAGCAAAAUUAAGGCAGUUAUAUACAAUUACAAACAGUACAAUAUAUUCACAAAACAUUUUGUGGCUUCUA
Molecule: messenger RNA, 2276 nt
Organism: Oncorhynchus gorbuscha (pink salmon)
Lineage: Eukaryota; Metazoa; Chordata; Actinopteri; Salmoniformes; Salmonidae
Product: coronin-2B-like
Exons: 13
Coding region: 85-1677 (530 amino acids)
Biological process (GO): actin filament organization
Molecular function (GO): actin filament binding
Source: RefSeq, a predicted model, not a curated record